CUGACGUCAUUAGUGACACGUAUAUUCAAGAUGGCGGCCGUGGCUUGGGAGACGGGGUGGGCCUUGGUCCUCGUGUCGACCUUCCACGUCGUCUUCCCAUUCUACGUUCCUGGAGUUGCUCCGCAGGACUUUCGUGAUAAUGAGCCAGUGGAUAUAAAGGCAGUAAAGCUUACGAGCUCCCGAACCCAGCUUCCUUAUGAAUACUACUCGUUGCCUUACUGUAAGCCAGAGGCCAUUCUCUACAAGGCGGAGAACCUUGGCGAGGUGCUGCGGGGGGACCGCAUCGUGAACACGCUGUACAGCGUGGCCAUGAAUCAGAACAAGAAAUGUGAGGUGGUGUGUGACAAGAAGAAGCUCAGCGUGGCGGAGAGCAAGCUGGUGGCGGAGCGGAUCCAGGAGGAGUACUACGUCCACCUGAUUGCAGACAACCUGCCGGUGGCCACGCGGCUGGAGUUCUACCCCAACAGAGAGGCCGGGGCCGAGGAGGAGCAGAGGAAGGACUUGGUGAAGGACGUCCAGUACGAACAUGGCUACAGGCUGGGUUUCACAGACAACAACAAGUUCUACCUGCACAACCACCUCUCCUUUGUGCUCUACUACCACCGAGAGAGGCUGGAGGAGGGGAACGACCACGACUACCGGGUGGUGCGCUUCGAGGUGGUGCCCCAGAGCGUCAAGGUUGAAGACCUGAAGCCAGUGGAGAGAGCAUGCACACUACCAGAGGCCAGCGGCUCCGCACCCCAGGAGAUCGACCCCAGCAGAGAGAACGAGGUCCUCUUCACCUACUCUGUGGACUGGAAGGAGAGCCAGAUCAAGUGGGCCUCGAGGUGGGACACCUACCUGACCAUGAGUGAUGUCCAGAUCCACUGGUUCUCCAUCGUCAACUCUGUGGUGGUCGUCUUCUUUCUGUCUGGCAUUCUGAGCAUGAUCAUCAUCAGGACCUUAAGGAAGGACAUCGCCAACUACAACAGGGAGGAUGACAUUGAGGACACCAUGGAGGAGUCUGGCUGGAAGAACGUCCACGGAGACGUCUUCCGCCCGCCGCAGUACCCAAUGAUCCUCAGCUCCCUGCUGGGCUCUGGCAUCCAGCUGUUCUGCAUGUUCCUCAUCGUCAUCUUCGUGGCCAUGUUGGGGAUGUUGUCUCCAUCCAGCCGAGGGGCUCUGAUGACCACAUCCUGCUUCCUCUUCAUGUUCAUGGGCGUGUUCGGGGGCUACUUCGCUGGGCGGCUCUAUCGCACACUCAAAGGCCAUCGGUGGAAGAAAGGAGCGUUCUGUACGGCCACGCUGUAUCCAGCAGUCGUCUUUGGAAUCUGUUUCGUCCUCAACUGUUUCAUCUGGGGUGAACACUCCUCUGGAGCGGUCCCCUUCACCACCAUGCUGGCCCUGCUGUGCAUGUGGUUUGGCAUCUCCAUGCCCCUGGUCUACCUGGGCUACUACUUUGGCUUCCGGAAGCAGCCUUAUGAUAACCCUGUGCGCACCAAUCAGAUCCCGCGGCAGGUCCCGGAGCAGCGCUGGUACAUGAACAAGUUUGUAGGAAUCCUGAUGGCCGGUAUCCUCCCCUUUGGUGCCAUGUUCAUCGAGCUCUUCUUCAUCUUCAGCGCCAUCUGGGAGAACCAGUUCUACUACCUGUUUGGUUUUCUGUUCCUGGUGUUCAUCAUCCUGGUGGUGUCCUGCUCGCAGAUCAGCAUCGUCAUGGUCUACUUUCAGCUCUGUGCAGAGGACUACCGAUGGUGGUGGAGAACAUUCCUGGUGUCUGGAGGCUCAGCUUUCUAUGUCCUGGUCUAUGCUGUCUUUUACUUCAUCAACAAGCUGGACAUUGUGGAGUUCAUUCCCUCUCUGCUGUACUUUGGCUACACGGCCCUGAUGGUCCUCUCCUUCUGGCUGCUCACCGGCACCAUCGGCUUCUACGCAGCCUACAUGUUCAUCAGGAAGAUCUACGCCGCUGUCAAGAUUGACUGACAUGCUUUUCUUUCUUUUUUUGAGGAGUUAUUUUUUUGCCACAUUUUUUUUAAUCUAUAUUUUAUUCAUGUCUAGCAAGCACUGACUUGUGUGACUGUUUGUGUGUGUGUGUGUGUGUGUGUGUGUGUGUGUGUGUGUGUGUGUCUGCGCGCGUGUGUGAGGGGGGAAGGGACAGCCAACGUGGGAGUUUACGGUGUUGACAGCUUCACUCACCGACCUGAAGGAGGAAAGAAACCAAGAAGCUGGCACACACGCUGCUGUUCCCCUCGCCAUCUUUUACUCUCAUGCUCCCUGGGACCGACUGCUUUCUUCUGGUUUAGGACGUGUGCGAUGCUGUUGAACCUUUCACACCAGAGAUGGGCCAAAAUACGUCUUGUUGUCUGUAAUUCUUUGAUCAUUUUUUGGACUUUUUUUAUGAGCUGUAUCAGUUGGGCAGGUCUUUGUUAUCCUUAUUUUUAACCGAAGCGUUGGUCUAUGAAUGAAAAUAAUUAUAUUAAUAUUAUAGUGGCUUUACUCUUUCUUUUCUCUUCUCUUGUGAAAAAGGACUUUGUGAUCACGUUAGUUUUCUACGAUCAGAGGUGGUAGUUGGGACUGUGGUGGUAACGGCGCUGGGGUUGAUUUGGUAGAGCCCAGAAAGGCUUGAUAAUUCUGUAUGAAACGUGGGAGGAUAUUAAACAGUUGGAUUUGUAUUUGUCCCUGUGUGCCCAUUUUCAUUUAGACACGGCUCCGAUCAUAAGCUUUCUUUUUCCAAAAGAUUUUGGCUAAUUCUGCCGAUUGGGGGCGGGGGUUGGUCUCACCGCUGCUGAGCACAGGCUACAGACGUGUUGAAGUUACAUGACCAAUCACAGAGCCAGAGUUCUCAUUGAUGCUGCUGCCGUUAAUGGAAACAAUGAAAUACAAUGCAAAGUGAGGACUACCAUGUAUGUGUAAUUAUAUAAAAGAUCAGAAUGUGGACCUUUAUGAUAAAAUGACACUUGAAUGGAU
Molecule: messenger RNA, 2943 nt
Organism: Gadus morhua (Atlantic cod)
Lineage: Eukaryota; Metazoa; Chordata; Actinopteri; Gadiformes; Gadidae
Gene: tm9sf4
Product: transmembrane 9 superfamily protein member 4
Exons: 18
Coding region: 31-1959 (642 amino acids)
Biological process (GO): protein localization to membrane
Cellular component (GO): membrane
Source: RefSeq, a predicted model, not a curated record